Eufriesea mexicana is the source of this 856-nucleotide messenger RNA. RefSeq names its product alkaline ceramidase (gene bwa). Gene Ontology annotation, molecular function: hydrolase activity, acting on carbon-nitrogen (but not peptide) bonds, in linear amides. The record is from RefSeq and is a predicted model, not a curated record. Gene Ontology annotation, cellular component: membrane. The transcript has 4 exons. Bases 47 to 856 code for a protein of 269 amino acids. Gene Ontology annotation, biological process: ceramide catabolic process. Lineage: Eukaryota; Metazoa; Arthropoda; Insecta; Hymenoptera; Apidae.
UAAAUUUUUAUAUUGAUAGAAAUUAAGUAAAAUUAAAUAUUUCGAUAUGUGGAAACCAUUUGAAGCUGGUAGUUCACCAGUUGACUGGUGCGAGCGCAAUUAUAACAUUUCUUCUAGUAUCGCAGAAUUUAUGAAUACGCUGAGUAAUGUAGUAUUUUUGUUACUUCCUCCUGUUCUUAUGCACCUUUUUAGAGAUUAUGGUCGAUUUGUAAAUCCGGGAAUUCAUAUAAUUUGGUUCUUAUUAAUGAUAGUAGGUCUCAGUAGUGCAUAUUUUCAUGCUACUUUAUCCCUAAUAGGACAAUUAUUAGAUGAAUUGGCAAUUUUAUGGGUAUAUAUGGCUGGUUUUUGUAUGUUUUUGCCAAGAAGAUAUUUUCCAAGUAUUUUACACAAUAAUAGAAAAAUUCUUGCCAUAUGUGCAACUUUACCAACUUUAAUUGCAACUGGUUUGUCAUUUAUACAUCCUGCAAUAAAUGCAUUUGCUUUAAUGAGUCUUGGUAUACCUGCAUUUGGGUUUAUGAUUAUCGAAUUAAAAAGGACAAAAUCAAUGAGGGUUUAUAGAUUGGGUUUACGAUGUGGUGCUGUAUGGUUAUUAGCAGUUGCUUGUUGGCUGAAUGAUCGUUUAUUUUGUGAUACUUGGUUGAACCUGAAUUUCCCUUAUUUACAUGCACUCUGGCAUUUAUUUAUUUUUAUUGCAAGCUACACAGCAGCUGUACUUUUUGCAUAUUUUUCUGUAAAAGAAGAAAAGCCACAGCAAUCACCAGUACUAAAGUAUUGGCCAAAGGAUGACUUUGAACUUGGUAUACCAUAUGUAACUAUCAGAAGUUACAUUAAACUUGAUAUUAAUACAAAUAUAUAA